Molecule: messenger RNA, 4101 nt
Organism: Sitodiplosis mosellana (orange wheat blossom midge)
Lineage: Eukaryota; Metazoa; Arthropoda; Insecta; Diptera; Cecidomyiidae
Exons: 3
Coding region: 1306-3945 (879 amino acids)
Source: RefSeq, a predicted model, not a curated record
UUUUUAAGAAUUUUUGUCACUGUUUCGGGACUUGGAUCAGAAACUUUGUCUCUAUUUAUAUUUGAUUCAAGAUUGUUGUGUGUACAACUUCUACGUCUAUCGACUUAAAAAAAUCAAAAUUCAAUGUUCAAAUCUACUUCUUGCACCCAUUAUGAGAAUAAUUCGAACCAUUCUUUGUAUUAAACAAAAUCGUUUCAAUUUUCUCCUGUUGUAUUUAUUGAUCAAAGAACACAGGAAGGAUCACAUAAAUUGCAGAAUUGAUAGGCUGGAGACUGAUUGAAGAAAGUGGUUCAAAUGAUGGAGGAAAAUGGAAAGCAAAUAGGAACAAUUAUUUUGAAAUGAUGUUGGGCUUAUUAAGCUAUUUGCGAAAUGAAAUGACCGCUGAUGAAAAAGCAUCCAUCAGUCAGCCGGUGCCGAGUCUAACACAGCUGAUAGUGAUGCGCCGGAGAGCUUCAAAAUGUUCAAAACAGAAUAAAAGAAAUACUCAAAUGAGUAAAUAAAUACAACUUAUGAAGUAAUAAAGGUAAAAGAGGUCAGCUGAAAAAGCAAACCAAAGAAUCUACCUAAAAAGGAACCAUAUCUAUAAGACACGUUGGUGUAUGCAUUGCACUCUGUUGUUUUCUCCUUUCGAUCGGUAUAGUGACCUUGAAAUUGAGUGUACAACUUGUGAUAUGACACCACCAUCCGCUAAGAAAAAUUCCAGUUUUUAUUUUUAGCCAUUUGUCAUAUAUUUUGUAGCCGAAUUUUGAGAACAUUCGGUUUUUUUUUCGUUGAUUUCACCGAUAUUUGGAUGACUGUUUCAAUUGAGGUAAACAUAUUAGCUUACCAUUCGUGCAUUGAAUGUGCAUGCGUUCGACCGGUUUCACCUGAUACUCGUCUAGAAUUCAAUGAUCGCUACUAACACAGAAUUCUCUGAAUGAGAAUAAAAACAACAAUAUCAGUGCGACCGACGAGAUUGGGGAAAGAGACAACUAUUUGCGUUCAGGCAUACGGGCACACACAAAUAAAGUCAACCCGCUUUUGUGUUGGUGAAUGGACUUUUACGCAGAAUGAUGAAAUAAUAUUCAAUGUUUAGUGUAGUGGCGACGUUAAAAGUGAACGUAGCGCAAGGAAUACACGGCGGAAGCAUUUUACUGUAAUCUUUAUUUACAAGUGUGGAUUUUAUAAUAUUCGUAAGUUUGUGUGCAAUCCAUUGAGAUUUUCAAAAACGUUCGUUCGUUCUUCAUUUCUGAAUGAAUUUUUUUAAAAAAAUAUUGUGAUUCAACGCAGCUGAGAUAUCAUAAUUAAGUUUAAUCGCAUUGUGAAAUGGAUCAAGUUACAGACACCGAAUUUUUAGAAGAUUUAAAGUUUUUUCGUUGGAUAUUAUAUCACCAUGGAGAGUCGGAAAAAACAACUAUUAAUUCUAGCAAUAAUGAUACUGAUAACGAAAGUGAGAACGGAAGUGAAGCGGAAAACAUGAGUGCGAUAUCAAUUGAAAGCGAAGAUACAACUGAAAGAGAAGAAAUAAUUGGAAGUCUUAUGAGAUAUCAUUGUGAACACGGCCAUGGUGAAAUUAUUGCUGAAGAGCUUAUAAUCGCAAAAAAUGGUUUGGAAAAGAAUCUGCAUGAAAUAUUGCGAUCGAUUGCUCCGCAUAUCGAUGAAUCUCAUGACCUGCCUUCGAUUCGCGAUAAAAACGAUGCACUUUGGGAUUUUAACCGAUUAUUCAUUUGUUUGGUUUAUGAAAAUAAGCCACUGUUCGUAAAGGGUUUGGAAUUGGUUGCUGAGAAGCGGCCUGCUGAUCUGUGUACGUUGCUCGUUUCGAUGGAGUUUUUGUUGAUUCAACUCUCGUCCAAGAUAAAUACCGAUUCGGCUUGUGAAAUUUUGGCGUCAGCAAAAGAAAAACUAUCAUCUUUAGACAAUGACACGAUUAAAAGUGCAAUUAAAGAGUAUGACGACUAUCUGCCGGAACUGAAAAGGACAAAACCAGAGAAGAAUGGGUUUUGUGCAGUGGAUUUGAUUGAAUCGGCCAAACAAAAAUUGUGUUGUCAUGGAAUGCGUAAUUCAAACAUAAAAAAGAACAUCGAUCAUAAACAGUGCCUGGAUGUGUUAAUUGACUGGAACGAAAAAGAGCUGUUCGAGUGUGAUAAACACUCCCACACUGCCUUAUACUAUGCUAUUCAGUAUAAAAAUAACGAAGCAAUCAAAAAACUAUUGGAUAAAGGAGUAUACAUCGGAAUGGAUGGCAAAAGCGCUCAAAGAAAGUAUGAAACUUCAUUUAAUAUGCAACGUUUACAUCCAAAAGUGCUUGAAGAGCAUUUUGAUAGUUGCAUUUCUCUUCAAGAAGAUCACAUUGAAAUUGAUUUCAAGAAUUUAAUAGCUCCAUCCUCAGAAGAGCCUCAUGCCAUGAAUUUCAUCGAGUUUAUGUCCGAUUCGAGAGAUUACAAACAUUUAAUCGUUCAUCCUUUAAUUUCGUCCUAUGUGAUGUUAAAGUGGAAUCGAUUGGCGUGUUUUAUUUAUACGGAUUUUAUGCAACAUUUGAUACUCAUGAUGACAACUAUAAUAUACGUGUUGAAGGGUGAUAAAAUCAUUUUUUCGUUCUUUAAACUAAACUGGUUAAAGUAUUAUAUUUGGAUAUUACUGAUGUAUUUGGCCGGGCGAAGAAUAGGUCAACAAAUGUUUUGGCCUGGAAAGAAAACCCGAUACAAUUUGUUACAAUGUAUGCGCACUUUAUUCACAGUCAUUUCUCUGUCACUCGUUUUAUUAGACUUUUCGGAAACGAAUCGCGAAAUAUUCGGCACAUUUGCUAUUCUAUCGACAUCAAUUGAGGCUUUCAUUUCGGCUGGAUCAUUGUUUUGGUCUUUUUCGAAAUAUUAUGUUAUGUUUUUGGAUGUUGCAUGGAACUCGAUGAAAAGUCUUCAACUUUGCGCUAUACUUUUGCCAGCGAUAUCUGCAUCAUUUUAUUUAAUGUUUCGAGAUCAAUAUUCAACGGAAUCUAGUGUAGUAGCUGAAAAUGGAGGCCCAUACGAUAUUAUGAAUAAAACAAAUGGUGAAACCGGUAGCUCUUUCAGUCAAUUUGGUCCUUCGCUUCUAAAGACCAUCGUAAUGUCGACCGGUGAAUUUGAUGCAAGCAGCAGUGACUACGAUCUGAAUGUGAUGACUCUGGGCUUAUUUUUAUGCUUCGUCUUUCUCAUUUCGACUGUCUUUAUGAAUCUAAUGAAUGGUUUGGCCGUUGGUGAUACACAAAAAAUCCAGUCAAACGCCGAAGUGGUGUGCAUGCAACAACGGUGCCGUAUUCUAGCUAGAUUCGAGGAUAUAUUCACAAAUCAAAAGAAUUGGUUCAGCAACAAACUUCCGCAUGUGAAUGAAACCCUCGAAAAAUUCAUAUUAGAAAGUUCGAUCAAAGAAAAUCCAAUUGCAUUUUUGAAGCAUCCUCUCAAUACAAAAAUUUACAUUUCACCAAGUCGUCAUGUUAUAAUUGCACCAAAUCGUUACAAAGGCUAUUCAUAUCGCUGUGGAAAUUCAUUCGAGGAUGAGAACAUGAUCAAACUGUACAGCUGGAUUAGUACACACGCUACUCCCGACGUGUGGUUUUUCUAUAAAUGCCUUCAAAUGGAUCGAAAAAUUGUGCGCGACAUUCGGGAUAUUUUGGACAAAAAACAUGUGGUGCAAAAUGGUGACAAUGGAAAGGAUCACUUGAAAUGUCAGAUUGCAAAUUUGGAAAACGAUGUGGAAAGAGUGGUUGAAUUGAUGAAAGAGAAUGAAGAAAAUACUAAUAAUCGAUAUGAAGAAAUGCUGGACUUAUUGAGAAAAAUGCACGAAGAAAACAAGAAAUAUCAUGAAGAAGUCGCACACUUGAAGUCACUCAUUUCUUCAUUGCAGGGCCCAAAGCCUGGCUCAUCUAGCUCUAAGCCAAGUGGAUCUGUAGACUUACAUAAUGAUGGUGAAAAAGUUGAAAAUACUGAAUAAUUUUAUUUAAAGUCUGAUAUUUCUGAAGAUUUUAGCUUUUCUCAAAAAGAUAUUGCAUCAACUUGAAAAAGUAUUCCAAUAAUAUUGAACAAUGCAUUGUUAAUACUCAAACGAUAACGAAUAAAAACACCUUUUUGUUGAUAGAAUAACAUUGAA